AUGGCGGCGCUCGGGCGGCAGGUCUUGGAUUGGCAUCGCCUGAUCCCCCUCUCCUGGGCCAGCAUCUCGAGGCAGACGCCUCAUUUUGGAGAACAGAAAAGGGCAACGGAUUCCUUGCUGCGUAAACUGACUACAGCCUCCAGUGGAGGGGCCCUUAAGGGGUUACCCCAUGUCCAACCCAGAAAGUAUGUGCAGGAACUAGAGUGCAGGACAAGCCUUACUCAGUGCCUCCUUGAGAAGCAGAGGGCUCCUGUGGAUGGAGGGUCUUCGGAGCGAGAGGAGGUCAUCAGUUCCCUCCUGGACAUGGGUUUCACUGAUGUCCAUAUCCAAGAAUUGCUCAGUAUACAACCAAGUCCCCACCCUCAACAGUUGCUGGCUGUCAUCUCAAAGUUAAUACUCUUGGGUGUGAAUCCAGAGCCUGUGUGCGUGGCCUUGAAGAAAAGUCCCCAAUUAUUGAAACUGCCUAUAAUGCAUAUGGAGAAGCGCUCCAGUUACCUUCGAAAGCUUGGGAUUGGAGAAGGGAAACUAAAGAGGGUGCUUCACUGUUGCCCCGAAAUUUUCACCAUGCAUCAGCGGGACAUUGACCGCAUCGUCAAGGUGCUCAGGGAGAAGUGCCUUUUCACGGUUCAGCAAGUGGCUGAGAUUUUGCACAGAUGUCCCUAUGUUCUUCGGGAGGACCCGGGGGAGCUGGAAUACAAAUUCCAGUAUGCCUACUUUAGGAUGGGGGUGAAUCACUCGGAUAUGGUGAGGACCGACUUCCUGCAGUACUCCAUCACCAAGAUCAGGCAGAGACACACGUUCCUGGAGCGCCUAGGACGGUACCAGACCCCGGAUAAGAAGGGGCAGACGCAGAUCCCCAACCCUCUUGUCAAGGACAUUCUCAGAGUUUCAGAAGCUGAGUUUCUGUCCAGGACGGCCUAUUCUACUGCUGAGGAGUUUGAAGUUUUUAAGAAGCUCCUGGCUCGGGAGGAGGAAGAGGAGUCUGAGAGCCACAUGUCUGGUGACGAAAGCAGUAGUGAGGAAGAGGAGGAGGAGGAUGAGGACGAGGACUAGGAGGAGGAGGAGCUGUGAUACAAGGCCCAGAGACAUUAAAGGACAUUUUAGUUCUCUCAGCUUUUGGAGCUUCACGUCCUUGGACCUUCUCAGGCUAUUUUUCAUUCUAAAACUAGUGUUUUGAUGAAAAAUUAUUAUAGAUCACCUGAGAAGUAGGUCAGACUGAGUUGGAGGUUGGUUAGUUUGAUUUGUUGUCAGGUCUCUGGGGAGAGCCCUGCUCCAUCGAAAAUAAAGACUGUCAGCAGUUGGAAUUGGGAACUCA
Molecule: messenger RNA, 1315 nt
Organism: Myotis lucifugus (little brown bat)
Lineage: Eukaryota; Metazoa; Chordata; Mammalia; Chiroptera; Vespertilionidae
Gene: MTERF4
Product: mitochondrial transcription termination factor 4
Exons: 4
Coding region: 1-1053 (350 amino acids)
Biological process (GO): regulation of DNA-templated transcription; mitochondrial ribosome assembly
Cellular component (GO): mitochondrion
Molecular function (GO): double-stranded DNA binding
Source: RefSeq, a predicted model, not a curated record